UACGCAUUUUGUUCAUCGCUAUGCAACAUUAGAGCUCGAAAUUAAUCUUUUAGACUAUGUUGUAGGUAAGACGGCCAGAGUUAGAAAUGCGUCGCGUCUCGUCUCGGCAAUUCAUGCCAUCUUCGUGUUGCUCGCAAGAUCCGUGCAUGGAACUAACCAUGAAACAAACUCACAGAUGGUUGCGCCCUGGCCCUCUCCUUGAGACCUUGACUAUAAAUAGAUGGACCGGUGAGCAUCUCUAAGCCCAUCCAAGACUCGCAAGCCAAACUCACUAAUCAUACACGUACGUGCUUGGCUUAAACCCUUCCGGCGAAGUCAAGCACAAUGGCGUCGUCCGGCAAGACCUGUGCCGCCUCCGUCCUCCUCCUGCUGCUGGCCCUCGCCGUCGCCACGGCGGCCGACGCGGCGAAGAAGAGCAUCACGUCGGAGCCCAAGUCCAUCUUCUCGAGGCCGUCGGGACCCAUCAUCUCGAGGCCGGCGUCGGAGCCCGCCAUCCCGAGGCCGUCGGCGGAGGUGGACGUGUCGGCGACGUGCAUGGGGUCGCUGCUGGAGCUGAGCCCGUGCCUGGCCUUCUUCAGGGACGCGGGCAUGUCCAAGGCGCCCGCGGGGUGCUGCAAGGGCCUGGGCACCAUCGUCCGAGACCAGCCCGCGUGCCUAUGCCACAUCUUCAACCACACCCUGGAGCGGGCCAUCGCCGUCGGCAUCCCCGUCAACCGCGCGCUCGCCCUCAUCCGCGACGUCUGCGGCCUCACGCCGCCCAGGAACCUCAUGGUCAGCUGCGCCAACGCCGGCGCCGUGCCGCCGCUGUACGUGUGCCCGGCGCCCUCGGCCUGAUCUCUGCCUAUCCAGGAGGAGAUGCGUGAGUAAAUUAAAGAUGGCAGCCCCUCUUCCAAGUCGACGAAGGAUGCAUGCAUACGAAUGCAGCUUAUUAUAGAUACUCUCCAUACUAGUUGGAGUUUCGAAUUAACAACACAUGCCAUGGAUAUGACACUAGCUACCAGAUCGAUCCUGGGCAUAAUGCCAGUAUGCCACACUGUGGUUACAGAUGUAUGUACUGUCUCCACGCAUAAUGAUAAAUGGAUAA
Messenger RNA from Triticum urartu, 1084 nucleotides. The record is from RefSeq and is a predicted model, not a curated record. Lineage: Eukaryota; Viridiplantae; Streptophyta; Magnoliopsida; Poales; Poaceae.